Messenger RNA from Labrus bergylta (ballan wrasse), 2608 nucleotides. RefSeq names its product caveolin 1 (gene cav1). Gene Ontology annotation, molecular function: transmembrane transporter binding; protein kinase binding; molecular adaptor activity. Gene Ontology annotation, cellular component: focal adhesion; cytoplasmic vesicle; Golgi apparatus. Gene Ontology annotation, biological process: cell differentiation; regulation of cytosolic calcium ion concentration; negative regulation of endothelial cell proliferation. NCBI's taxonomy places the organism in Eukaryota, Metazoa, Chordata, Actinopteri, Labriformes, Labridae. The record is from RefSeq and is a predicted model, not a curated record.
CAGUCUCUCCUCCAGACGUGCAGGUUCGUCUGUGGCUCUACCGUCCUUGCUCACAGGUGACUCCCAAACUGCGGCUACGUGCUCUGCGGGAUCCGAGGAAACCCCGGAGGUUUCCCUCGCAGCUCUGGCAUAAAAUUCAAGUCACGUCCAGAAAGAAGGGCAGGAAUUAGUUCAUCCUACAGGUCCCUGAGAAGAGCCCCGGUCCGCUCAGUUCGCCUCCCACUUUGCUUCCUAUAUUGUGUUCUUGACUGUUUCGCCGCUGUUAUCUGUUCAAACUUGAGGACAGCAUGACAGGAGGAUUGAAGGACGGAGACACAGAGGAGGAGUUUCUGCAUUCGCCGUUCAUCCGAAAACAAGGAAACAUAUACAAACCUAACAACAAAGACAUGGACAACGAAAGUCUUAACGAGAAGACGAUGGAGGAUGUCCACACCAAAGAGAUUGACCUGGUCAACCGGGACCCAAAGCACAUAAACGACGACGUUGUCAAGGUGGACUUUGAGGAUGUGAUAGCUGAGCCUGCUGGGACAUACAGCUUCGACGGCGUGUGGAAAGCCAGCUUCACCACCUUCACUGUCACCAAGUACUGGUGCUACCGGCUGCUGACGGCGCUGGUCGGCAUCCCCCUGGCGCUCAUCUGGGGAAUCUUCUUCGCCAUCCUGUCCUUCAUCCACAUCUGGGCCGUGGUGCCGUGCGUCAAGAGCUACCUGAUUGAGAUCCACUGCAUCAGCCGUGUCUACUCUAUCGCCGUGCACACCUUCUGCGACCCGCUGUUCGAGGCUAUGGGCAAGUGCUUCAGCAGCAUCAGAAUCCGCACCACCAAGGAGGUGUAGCAUCCACAACGAGAAGGAGGAGGAUUCACAGAAAGAGGGGAGGGAGGAUGGGAGGGCUAGAGCCACACAGACGGAGGGAAAAGUCAAAACAGAAAAGAAAAUAAAUAAACUCUGAGAAAACGAGAGGUGAGACUUUUCCAGAGCUGGGCGGGGCUUGUUUGGAAGUGAAUGGGCGUGGUCACUUGGCACCUGAUCCCGUCUUUUAUUUUCUGCAGCUGUUUUUCUCUCCAGUGUUGGUGUAACCAAAUGGGUGGGCACAGGAAAAUCAUAGGGUCGAUCUCUGGGGGUUUUGUUGUUAUUUUGUUUGUGUUCCUUUUUUUUUUUUGCCAUCUUUGUCCAAGAAACCAAGCUCCAUUUCUGUUUUCUGUUAUUUUUGCAACAUGACGUAAAUUCCCUCCAUUCUUCACUAUGUUCGUGGAGCGCUUCUCCCUUUUAUUGUUUUAUGUGAAGAGGGGAUGUCGGGCUGUAUCACUGUCAUCCCUUGCGCUUAUUUGUGGGGGGGGGGUUGAGCCGCUGGGUGGGGCAGGAUUGUGGGAUGUCGGGGUUGGGAAGGUCAAAGCAGAGAGAAUGAGCGAGCGCUGCCGAAUUCUAUCUGACUCAGCACAAACAAAACAACCCAGAAAGCCCAGCAGCAGCCGCAGCACGCCCUCCUUUUGCCCCCUGUGACCUCAAUCCCACAAAAACCAACCCCUCCUCUUUACCCGGCUUUUCCAGCAGUCUGACACACUGAACCUGCCCUCAUUCCUGCAUGCACCUGCGUCGCCUCGCCAGCAACUCGCCGUCCGCCACCACCACGCCCGCCACACAGCCUCACGAUGCAGAAACCGUCUGCGUCUCAGCUCACUUGCUCUGUACAUCAGCUUUUUUUUUUGUUCACCAUUAUCCUCAUUUUUAUGAAAGCGUGAGACAGAGAAUGUUAGCAUUUCAAUUUAGCAUCCCUUUUUUUUUUUUUUUUUUUGCUCAAACAUUGAUUUUCAGAACAUUUAAUAAUUCACUGCUUUUAAAUGCUCAUCACCGUAGUGGCAUAGUGAAUGCUUUUUUAUUUUCUACACUAUGAAUAUGAAGAACUUCACUUCAAAACUGUUGUUUUAAUAUCCUAUAUGUACUGUAUGGGUGUUUGUGCUGAGAUUUAAAAAAAAGCUAUGGUUGCAUUCCAGUGCACUAAUCUAUCAGAAAGUAUUUUAAGUGAAAAGCACUAAUAAAGAUCUCCUGUUAGAGUUUAAGCUAACUGUUGCACGCUCUAAAAGCUUGUGUGGAGAUUUUUCUUCGAGCUGUGGUACUUACGCAGGUUAAUGCAUUGGAAUAAACACAAUGUGAGGUUGAAUGCUUGAUUUUAGAUGCAUUUUAAUGUUGUUAUCUGGUCAUCAUUUUGCACCCUCCCCACUUUUGUCAACUUGUGUUUGUUUUGUUUUUUAACUCCCCCUUACUUUUUCCCUUUUGCUGCCCUACUUUGUGACUGUGGACACGGUGCUAAACAGCAUCAACCUGUUGCCUCCUACACCAGAGAUUGGUGAGGGGACAGCUGAGUGUAUACUUUUUAGAGGGUGGCGAUAUUUGGGAGGGGUAACGUUUCAUCGAGACACUAAGCUUGCUUCGACUCCGUCACAUUCAGUCUACUGUCUCCUGACACGGAUGGUAAUGUUAUAGCACCUGUUCUUUGAAGUGAGUGUUUUUAAGCUCAAAAGGUGAUAUUUUUUUAUAAGUACUGAUUUUCCUUCCUUGCUUUUACUGUUCAAUAUCACGCUGUGCACAUUAAAAUUUAAUAUAAUCCAGUG